Molecule: messenger RNA, 1101 nt
Organism: Orbilia oligospora ATCC 24927
Lineage: Eukaryota; Fungi; Ascomycota; Orbiliomycetes; Orbiliales; Orbiliaceae
Exons: 3
Coding region: 1-1101 (366 amino acids)
Source: RefSeq, a predicted model, not a curated record
AUGGCCGCUCAAAUGUGUGCUUUGAUGCCGGCAAGCCCGUUACCUUUGGACCAGGCCUCUGCUGAGGGUGCAUACGAACUUAUCAAGGAGAAUUCACUUCCGGCUGCCGUUAAGGAGUUACUCGAUUCUGUGGAUUCUUUUGUGGGCAGUCAGUUGGCAGACAAGCAAUCAACAUGUUUCUGUUCAUACCAUUCAGACCUCGUUAAAUCAUCAGAGAACCCAAAGCAGUUGGAGGAUAUGUGGAUUCUUCAACGGGAUAUUAGUGCCCAACUUUUCAAAACUAUGAUGGCUGUCAUGCGUUCCGCUGGAGAUCUCGCUCGCCGAUACAGGAGUGCUCAAGGAAACACUUCUGCCAGUGGAAUCAGCACUCUGAACGACUCGGAUUUGGAAUUAGCAUUUACCGGUGACGCAAGAGGCGGUUACCAGUGGCUUAAUUGCUUGGCCAGAGACGAGUGUGAUUGGGUUUGGGAGGCAGUCAAUAACGAUAGUCAAUCCCUCGAGGCACACUGCCCUGCAUGCCUCCUAGGUCGUGCUAUCGAUUCGGAAUCUACGAUCAGACUUCUUAUAACAGCGGCCAGACUUCUCAAAUGGGAUUUCUUUGUCGUCUCGAUCCAAGAACACCUCGCCUCCGACCCAUGGUGGGGUCCCGGAUACUGGGAAACCAUCGAACCAAAAGCCAACCUUCUUGGAAACCAGAUCCGAGAACUACUCCAACAGUGCGCCGAUAUUCGUCGGGAUCUUCGAGAUUUCAAUGCUCGAGAAUGUGGGAAACUAGUUCGCUCGACACCUUCUAAAAGGGCAGCGAGUCACGGCCCACUCGGUUCAUCCGCCCAUUACUCUACAAGCAUCCCCAUGAAAGUAGAUUUGAGGCAACUACACGAGCUAGUCGACAUACUCACUCAUCAAGAGAUUCGAGAGGAGCAGUCCAUAUCCGGUGCUCUUCGGCCAUAUAAUCAUGCGCGGAUGGCCAAUAAUUACAAAUUAGCAGCGUACUGCUGGUUUGUGCUGAUGUAUAACAUGUCAUUGGCCCCUUCGAACAAUCUCACACCGCCGUUUGAUCCGCGGGUGAGUAGGAUGAAGAUGAGGUCUAGAACUGUUUAA